GCAGACGCCGCGGGUGGUUUAAAAGCCCAAGCUGAGGAGGCGCUGCCCACAGAACCGAGGAGCACAACACCGGGAAAAGUUUACCUCUAACUAUCACAGGCGACUUGAGGGAAGCAGAACGGCAGAAAUGGCAACUCAAGCACAGCAGCCUCCCCAACUGCGCCUGGCCGAUCUCACCGCAGCGCAGUUCAUCGAGAUCUGGAAACAUUUUGACGCAGACGGAAACGGCUACAUUGAAGGGAAGGAGCUGGAGAACUUCUUCAAAGAGCUGGAGACUGCGAGACGAGGAGCCGGCGUGGAUCCCAAACAGGCUGCAUUCAAAGAAAAGAUGAAGGAGUUCAUGGCCAAAUUUGACAAGAACUCUGAUGGGAGAAUUGAGAUGUCAGAGCUGGCUCAGAUUCUGCCCACAGAAGAAAACUUCCUGCUCUGUUUCAGAGAGUUUGUUGGAUCCAGUGCUGAAUUCAUGGCAGCGUGGAGGAGGUAUGACACUGACCGCAGUGGAUACAUUGAAUCUAAUGAGCUGAAGGGUUUCCUGUCAGACCUGCUGAAGAGGGCCAACAGAAGCUACGAUGAGAAGAAGCUCAAUGAGUACACGCAGACCAUUCUGAAGAUGUUUGAUCUAAAUGGCGACGGCAAGCUGGGCCUCUCUGAGAUGGCGAGGCUGCUGCCAGUCGAGGAGAAUUUCCUGCUGAAGUUCCAGGGCAUCAGGCUCAUGGUUAAAGAAUUCAACUCACUCUUCGCUUUCUACGACAAGGAUGGUAACGGGCAUAUUGACGAGCAGGAGUUGGAUGCUCUGCUGAAGGACCUCUGUGACAAGAACAAAAUGGACGUGGACUCGACCGGACUGGGGGACUACAAACAGAGCAUCAUGGCUCUGUCUGAUGGAGGGAAACUUUACCGCACUGAGCUGGAGAUCGUCCUCUGUCGGGACUCUGCGCUGUGACCUCCCUGCCUGGGACCCUGCCCUCCUCCCCUACUUCCUACCUCCCGAUGUAACCUGGUGCAUGUGUGACCCUUAACCUCGCUACACCACUUAGAGUGAAGACAAAAGUGCUUCUGAAAGCACAAGUGUACUGCUUACCCUGCUGUUUACGCUUUCUACUUUUUUUUUUUUAAACAUGCAGUUCCAUAGUGGCAUAUAUCAAGAAAUAUAUUGUGCUUUUAUUUAUUUGACUUCCCGUUUUUAAUAUGCAUUUGUAUUUUUAAAUUCGUCUCAUAUUUGAAUAGCUUGCUCUCCACUGAAUUUAAAACGAAUACUUUUCUUCUACCUGUUUGUUUAUUUAUUACAAGCGUGUUUUAUUUGAUGAGGCUUCUACUGUUCUAUUAAUGAAUAUUACUGAGAGAUGAAUGAAUAAACAUAACAUGACAA
Messenger RNA from Mugil cephalus (flathead mullet), 1369 nucleotides. RefSeq names its product calretinin-like. Gene Ontology annotation, molecular function: calcium ion binding. The record is from RefSeq and is a predicted model, not a curated record. Gene Ontology annotation, cellular component: synapse; dendrite; cytosol. NCBI's taxonomy places the organism in Eukaryota, Metazoa, Chordata, Actinopteri, Mugiliformes, Mugilidae. Gene Ontology annotation, biological process: regulation of presynaptic cytosolic calcium ion concentration; regulation of long-term synaptic potentiation. Bases 128 to 943 code for a protein of 271 amino acids. The transcript is spliced from 11 exons.